GGCACACUUGUUUCUCCUCUCUCUCUUCUGGCUGCUGUGUCAUAUGCGUGUCAAGUCUCUGUCUGGCAACUGGCACUUUUAUCUGGCUUGCUUUAGUGUCUAGUGUGCGGGCUUGUGUAGUGGGGAACCUUUUUGUUUAGUUUUUUUUGCUGUUUCAUUGCUCACUGUCAAUCUUUGCUUUAGCUUUCCUGUUUCUACUGACUGUUUUUUUUCCUCUCUUGCAAGUUACUGUCCCCCUCUUUCUGUCGCUGUCUCUAUCUCUCCGUCCCCCUCCUCCCAUCUCUCUCUCUCUCUCUCUCUCUCCCCCUCACUGAGGGGCAGGUGUUGAGGGGAUGAGCGAGGCUCGGGGCAGAUGGCACUCAGUGUGUAGUUAGGCAGUCGCUGGGAGCAGGGUUUUUUUCCCUCCUUUGGACGCUGAGGAGUUUUACAGGGCCCUGCAGCCAUGGGAUGCUGUAGUGUGACUCAGAGUCACACCGGGAUUGACGAAGUGGGGCCUGAUGAAAUUGAACUGCUGGAGAUCGAUGGUACAGGGCUCUGGAAUCUGGGUGAGACCAAACCGUCGAUGCGUAAUGGCACAGGCCCACCGCCUCCACCACCAGUUCGCUGUUCUUCCAUCAGGCACCUCACACAGGAGGAAACUAAACCUGUUGAAACCAGAAUAUCAUGCAGUGAUAUCCAGGUGCAUCAUGAUAUCCAGAUGGUGUUGUGGGGCUGGAGCAAGGAGGAAGUGCAUCACAAGAUAUACACACAGCCAAUCAGAGAGUGGGAGGGGCGGGCCGCACACACCUAUGGUGACAUCAUCUACUCCUCCCUCGUGACUCUCCACAACACACACACCAAGGCGAUGGGUGAGCGAUACCUUGUGCUCUUCUCCUUCCAUCUACUGAUCUUAGCUCUGGACCACGCUCAUCAUGAUUUCAUUUAUGAGGGCAUUCUCCCCCUCUCAUCUCUGGAGGUGGACAUCAUCUCCCAGGACCCCAGCUCACCAUACAUGUUUGAGAUCAGUGGCCCCAUGGUGGACUCCAAGAUCUUUAUCUGCGCCAGUGCCAGCGACAGGAAGAACUGGAUGGAUAACAUUGAUGACAGGAGAUAUAAAUCCCUAAGACAACAGUUGAGCCCCUCACACAGUGCACUGGCCUAUCUGCUGCCGUGCGAUGAGACCUGGAAGAGAGAGGAGCUGAAGAGGUAUCUGCUUCGUGCGCCAAUCUGGCAGUGGGAAGGCACGUCCAUCCAGCACAUGGGCCUGCCAGUGGCCCUGUCCCUGGUGCACAUCACCAACUCACAGAGGCAGGGACCCCAAGAGCGACUUCUUGUCCUUUUUCCACUGGACGUCCUCAUUCUCUCCAUCGACUGUCAACGUGUCCACUUGAAAUACGAGGGAAGGUUACCACGCAAAAGCAUCCAGGCCCUGGAGAGGUCAGCUUUGCCUGGCAGGCUGGAGUUUGAGCUGACAGGUGAGCUGAUGGAGCCUCUGCGUGUUUCAUGCACCUAUCCUGAAGAUUACCAGACGUGGAUCUUCCAGUUACAACAGCCUGACAAGGACAUUCACACCAUCUCCAACCACUCUGCUCCACCUCUUAUUCCAAAGAAGCGCAGAAGCUGAAGAGGAACAUCAGACUUCAUGUGAACCAUGCUGUCUCAGAUCGACCGAUUACACAAAGCCUGAGCAACAGCAAAAAAAAAGACUCUUGACACUCUGGUCAUUAUUGUACAGAUGUUUAUCUUUUUCUCUAAACCUAGCCUCUGUGUUUGAUAUUGUAUUUUUACUACGGAUUUACUGCUAGUCUUUAUAGCGAGGCACACCCAAGUGCAUAUUAUAUGGCCUUCCUACUACAAUGUGACUGCUUCUUAUUCACAAAGAGAUUCAUUCCAGACUUAUUAAACAUGGGUCUGUUAGUUUUGGUCAUUGUAAGCUUACGCCUCCUCUCCGCAGGGGCAGAAAGACAGUUGCUGUAGAAAACCCCAGAGUGAGUGCAAGAUGAGAUGAUGAGGGAUGUGAUGAAUUACUUUAAUUAGCUGUGCAUUCCUGGGCCACCACAGUAGGGAUUUUUUUUUAUCUUUCUCUUCACCACAGCAACUAGUCUGAUGUCUACCACCUCUCUGAUGUAUUGCUGUUGGAAGGUCUCCAAGACCACUCUUGAUUUCUAUUCUAUUUGUCACAAUAAAGUUUUUCGAUUCACCUCAAA
This is a messenger RNA of Clupea harengus (Atlantic herring), 2186 nucleotides long. Its product is annotated as putative pleckstrin homology domain-containing family N member 1. Gene Ontology annotation, molecular function: guanyl-nucleotide exchange factor activity. Lineage: Eukaryota; Metazoa; Chordata; Actinopteri; Clupeiformes; Clupeidae. The record is from RefSeq and is a predicted model, not a curated record. Gene Ontology annotation, cellular component: cytoplasm.